This is a messenger RNA of Jatropha curcas, 2296 nucleotides long. NCBI's taxonomy places the organism in Eukaryota, Viridiplantae, Streptophyta, Magnoliopsida, Malpighiales, Euphorbiaceae. The record is from RefSeq and is a predicted model, not a curated record.
ACUUAUCCCUUCUUCUAUUCUCGAGGUCGAUAAUAAUUUAUUGCUAGCUCCUUUUUCGUGGAUGAGAUAUGGAAGGCUUUGUUUCAGAUGCACCCGGACAGAGCGCUGAGCCCGGAUGGCAUGAAUCCGUGUUUUUACUAGAAAUUCUAGGUAUUGUGGGGGAUGGUUACGCAAUGCUGUCUUAGCUGGUUGAACUCAGAGGGGUUGUCGGCUUUAUUUAAGCGCGCAGAACUUACUAGGGAUAUUCAUGGGUGUAAGCUGAAUAGUCGGGCCCCAAGUGUUUCAUAUAUCAUGUUUACCAUCGAUAAUUACUUCUUUUUCGAAGCCACGAAGUGAGAAGGGACUGUAGUUAAGAACAUUUUGAAUACCUAUGGACGGGCAUCGGGACAGUCAGUGAAUUUUCAGAAGUCAGGUAUGUUCUUCAGUCCUAAUGUACCUAAGAAUAUAAAAUUAUCUAUUCGAAUAUUUAAAGGGUCUCAACUCCUUUAGACCAUGACCAUUACUUUGGACUCCCUUCCUUGAUUGGGAGAAGUAAGAAGCGUGUUUUUGCUUUUUUGCAAGAUCAUUUGUGGAAUAGAUUACAGGAGUGGAAGCAUCGUUUUUUGUCUAAAGCCGGGAAGGAAAUGUUGUUGAAAUCCGCAGCACAAACUAUAUCAUCUUACUGUAUGAGUAUUUUUCCCAUAACUAUUUCUUUAUGUGUGGAGCUGGAAAGAAUGAUGAAUAGUUUGGUGGGAAAAAAAAAAAACAAGGAUGAUAGGAGAUCUAUUCAUUGGCUGUCAUGGGAGAGGAUGUGUGCAAGUAAGCGGAAAGGAGGGACGGAUUUUCGACACCUUCAUAGUUUCAAUUUAGCACUUUCGGGUAAGCAGGGUUGGCAAUUAUCCACCAACCAUAGUACUCUUCUAUCUUUGGUCCUCAAAGCUAGAUAUUAUCCGGAUGGAAAUAUUUACGAUACCGAUUUAGGGAAUAACCUAAGCUUUACAUGGAGGAGUCUUAUGCAUUCUCAGCAGGUGCUAAGUGAAGGAACUCGAUGGAGGGUGGGGGAUGGUCUUUACAUUAAAGUUUUCUCCGACCCAUGGCUAAAUAGGGACGGGAGGUUCUAUGUGCAACCUGUGGCUCUUGAUGGGUUUGAGACGUUGCUAGUCUUUAACCUCAUUGAUCAAGCAAGACGGAAGUGAGAUGUGGAUAUUAUAAGGGGUCUGGUUGCACCUGAGGAAGCUAUGAUUAUUCUUCAAAACCCUUUGAGUUUGAGUUCUGUCUCGGACAAGCUUUUGUGGCAUUGGACAAAGAAUGGUUGUUAGGACAGCUUACUUCUUGGCCUUUCAACGAAUCUCUAAUCAUACCUCUCCACUGAUUCCUAUUUGGAAAGCCUUAUGGAACAUGCAAUUGCAUGGCAAGCUGCCAGAGAAACACUCCCCACAUGCUCUAACUUAAUUAAAAAAUCGGUCCCUGUUGCUAAUUUAGUGUUUCUACUAUGGUAUGGAGGAAAAUACACCACAUGCUACUGUCUUGUGUCCAAGGGCUUUGGCCUGUUGGUCUAUUUUGCAGGUAUCCAUGGCUGACUUUGCAGGUGAAACGUUCUUAGAUUGGUUUGGGGCUAUUCAUCGUGCAUAUGAUAAUGAGAAGCUAAAGGUGUGUAACAGUGGCAUGGCUUCUGUGGUUCCAUCGGAACCUGGCUACCUGGAAAUUGGAGCAGCACCAGCCUACUGUUACAGUGUCGUUGUGGAUGGCUCAUUAAUUUGUAUAAUUGGCGUAAAGCACAAGAAACUCUCCAUGCAGCGAACGUUGAGGAUGAGGACAAUGUGGUAUGCUGCUGGAAGGGUCCCCCACUGGGUUUUGUUAAGUGUAAUAUCGAUGCAACUACCUUCGGGAACCAAAACCGGACUAGAUACGGUGUUGUGCUCCGUGAUAGUAAUGGAGGUUUUCUCCUGGGAUCAUCAGAGUAUUGUCACGGCGUUUACACAACUAGCCAGACGGAAGGCCGUCGGACUACGUGAGGUCCUCUCCUGGAUCAAGCAGAGGGAAUUUCAAAUGUAUUUGAGACAGAUGCUCAGGAUUUUUGGAAGGAAUAGUUGGGCUCUUCUUCGAGGAUUUCUGAAUGGCACCUCAUCUUGGAAGAUUAUCGUCAUAUAAUUAGCAACAGCAACAAUGUUAUAGUUUGCUCGGUUGGAGGCAAGCGAAUAAUGUCGCUGAUACUUUAGCAAAGGCCUCUUAUUAUUAUGCUAGCUUCCAAAUUUGGUUUGAGCUUCCUUUAGCUAUUGAAGCUCUUAUGAUAAAUGACAAAUUAUCUUGCAUACUA